Molecule: messenger RNA, 1369 nt
Organism: Vanessa atalanta (red admiral)
Lineage: Eukaryota; Metazoa; Arthropoda; Insecta; Lepidoptera; Nymphalidae
Product: EEF1A lysine methyltransferase 1
Exons: 4
Coding region: 178-822 (214 amino acids)
Biological process (GO): methylation
Molecular function (GO): protein-lysine N-methyltransferase activity; nucleic acid binding
Source: RefSeq, a predicted model, not a curated record
UUAAAUGUCAUUUUUUCUAUAUAAUAUUAAAUUUAUUUGCAUAAUUUCAUGAAUAACAUAUUAAAAAUAAUAAAAACACGAGUUCAUACUCACUUUUCUUAACCUCUGGUGCAUUUGUCACAAUUCAAUAAUCAUAGUAAUAUUUUUGUUUUGAAAUCUAAGUUGUUUGGUGUUACGAUGGAAGACGACGACGUACCGACGCUAUCCUCCGAAACAUUCGCUGCCUUACAAGAAUUUUAUGCAGAACAACGGAAAAGGCAAGAAAUCCUUGAAAGUUUGGAGUCGAAACAACAGCUCACCGAAAAUAUUAUAUUUGAAGAAAAUUGGCAACUAAGUCAAUUCUGGUAUAAUGAGAGCACAGUACAGGCCCUAGUGAAAGUUGUAGAUAAGAGCUUGCGAGACGGUGAUAAGGUAGCUCUUAUAUCUUGCCCAACUCUAUUUGUACCCGUCAAGAGACAAUUAGAAAACAGAGCAAGAGUUAAUUUGCUUGAAUAUGACCGACGAUUUGAAGUACAUGGAAUAGAUUUUAUUUUCUAUGACUACAAUGAACCAAUGAAAUUACCUUCAGACUUAGGACAUUCCUUUGAUCUUGUGGUAGCUGAUCCACCAUUUCUGUCUGAAGAGUGCAUCACAAAGACAUCGGAGACUAUCAAGCAUUUAGCUAAGGAUAAAGUUAUUGUAUGUACAGGUGCUAUCAUGAAAGAACAUGUAGAAAAGUUACUAAAUUUAAAACAAUGUACAUUCCAGCCUCAGCAUCGGAACAACUUAGCUAAUGAAUUUUCUUGCUAUGCUAAUUUUGAUUUGGAUGAUGUUUUAAGAUGAAUGUUUGGUGAUAUUGUAAUGUUUACUGUAUAUAUGAAAAUUUUUAUUUAAGAUUCCGAUAAGAAUCAACUAUGCCUGUCAAUCAUAUGAUAUGAUUUGUAUUUAUGAUUUACAAAUUAGUGUAAUGAUAAAUAGAUAUUUUUUAAGCACAAUUUGUUCUUAAUUUAUGACAACAACAUACCCAAAGGCAUUCUUCAGAUUCUUCUCUUCUUCAGAAUCUACUCUGACUGGUCGGAAUUUAACAUUUACUUGACUGAAGAAUAUUUUUUGAUUAAAUUAAUAAUUUUUUUUCACAGAUGUCAAUACUUUUGAAUCAUCAAGUAUAUGGUGUUGCCAUAUUAUGUUAAAAAUAUUAAUGUAUGAAUUUCUUUUUACAUAUGUUAGAUUUGUGAUGAUAAAAAAAAUGAAAUGCAUUUUUAUUAAAAAUCAUCAAUUUAUUGUUCUUAACAAAAUUAUUAAUUUACUUUGUCGUAUUAUGCUGGUUAACAUUUCGAAUAUCAAUCAAACAUUAAAAUUUCAUUUGCAACAUUUAUCUAAAUCUAUAUAA